AUGUCAUCCUUAAUUUCCAAUAGAAAGAGACCAAGAGGUUUCAGUGAAACCUUUGAAGCGGCAGCAGCAGCCAAGUCACACAUGAAUGGAUCUUCAACUACAACAGCAACGACAACAGCAGAUGCAGUUAGAGCUGCCAAUUUAAUUGAUACACAAGCUAAAACUUUACAUUUGAAUUUUGAUCCAAAUAUUUCAGAAUCAAGUUUAUCUUCAAAUAGUAUGAAUUCAUCACCUCCAUUAUAUCAUCAGCAAUCUAACCAACAACAUUUUAGAUCCUAUAUUAGCUCAGAUACUAUAAAUGGUACAGAAUCAACAAUGAACACAAGUAUCUUAUUUCCAAACUCAUAUGGUAGUAGUAGUUCAAGUACACUUAGACAAAGACCAAGGUAUAGUAAAACGAGAAAUUCGUUUAGUAAUCCGUUCUUACUGACGGCAGAAGCUGAUGAACAAGCGCUCAUUGCUGAUGAAGAAGAAUAUGACGACGACGAACUCAUUAUGGAAGUACCGGAUGAUGAGAAUGAUGAUGAUGAAGACUUGAUAAUCUUGGAAGAAAGGGAUCUUGUCCCCAAAACAAAGAGAUACAAUAGUGAUUCACUGUUAAUUUUUGAUCAAGAUGCUCUUGUCGCUUACAAUAUGUUUAACGUCAACAAUUCAUUAAAUCAACAACAAAGUUGGUAUGAAACAACUAGUACUAUUCCAAUAAAAAAACAAAGAACCAAUUCAUUACCUCAAUUACCACAAGUUAAAUGCUUUUAUAAUAAGAUACCCAACAAUUACAUUCUACAAACCCCCAAAUUGGGGAAUAUUAAAACAAACAUUAUACCCCACCAAUCAAACUUACCUCCGUGUGAUGAUGAAAAUGGUCAUUAUAUAAUCAAGGUGAAUGAACCUUUUGCUAAUCGGUUUAUUAUAAUUAAAUUAUUAGGACAAGGCACAUUUGGUAAAGUUGUCCAAUGUUAUGAUAAAGUAAAUCGUGAACAUGUUGCAAUCAAAAUUAUUCGUAAUAUUCAGAAAUAUCGAGAUGCAGCAAAAAUUGAAUUACGUAUCUUGUCAACUUUGAAAAAAUUCGAUAACAAAAACAUAAAUCAUUGUAUUCAUUUACGCGAAUGUUUUGAUUUCAGAGGUCAUAUUUGUAUCGUUACUGAUUUAUUAAAGAUUUCAUUAUACGAUUUUUUGGAAAAUAAUAAAUUCAUAUCAUUCCCCGGUAGUCAUAUUCAAGCAAUAUCUAAACAAUUGAUACGAUCUGUCACAUUUUUACAUGAUUUAAAUCUAAUUCAUACUGAUUUGAAACCCGAAAAUAUAUUAUUACAUGAUGAUUCAUUUGUCAGGAAAACUCUCAUAAGUUCAACCAUAAUUGCUUCAUUCAUCAACCUUGGGUCCCAUUCAAAUAAAAAAGUUCCUAAAUAUCUGAAAAUCUUGAAAAAUCCAUUAAUCCAAAUUAUUGACUUUGGAAGUGCCAUAUUUAAUGAUGAAUAUCAUUCUUCCAUAGUUUCAACUAGACAUUAUCGUGCACCUGAAAUUGUGUUGGGAACUGGCUGGUCAUUCCCUUGUGAUAUGUGGUCAGUUGGGUGUAUUUUGGUUGAAUUAUUGAUUGGAGAACCAUUAUUUAAAACUCAUGAUAAUUUGGAACAUUUGGCCAUGAUUGAAAAAGUAUGCGGUUAUAGAAUAGAUAAAUCAAUGGUUAAACUAUCUAAAGAGAAAGAAAAUGAAUGCGGAUUAGAAUAUUUCACUAAAGAAUUCGUGACGGAUGAUGACGAAGAUGAUGACGAAAAUAGUAGCGAAAGUGAUGAAGAUGACGACGAUGAUUUAAUAAUAGAUAAUGAAACAACUUAUGAAAACUCCUUAACAUUGAUCUUCCCCAGUAAUACCACUCCACAAAAGUUUAUUAAUUCGGUUCAAGAAUUAUCAAGAAUAGAUUUGUUUAUAAGUUCGCGAUUAGGUCUUGAUAUAAAUUUCGAUUAUUCAUUGUCAAUGAAUUAUGAAAAGAAUAAACAUAUAAUAAACUUUGGGAAUUUUACAUUUUGGUGGUUUUUCAUUGAUUUAUUAAAAAAAUUAUUUGUCAUUAAUCCGGAAGACAGAAUGACUGCCAUUGAUGCAUUAAAUCAUCCAUGGUUUAACUUGGGUAUUGAAGAUGAGGGAACUUUAUAA
Hemisphaericaspora subhashii is the source of this 2148-nucleotide messenger RNA. It is a transcript of the gene KNS1, whose product is annotated as serine/threonine protein kinase. Gene Ontology annotation, molecular function: protein kinase activity; ATP binding. Gene Ontology annotation, biological process: protein phosphorylation. Gene Ontology annotation, cellular component: nucleus. The record is from RefSeq and is a predicted model, not a curated record. The coding region runs from base 1 to 2148 and encodes 715 amino acids. NCBI's taxonomy places the organism in Eukaryota, Fungi, Ascomycota, Pichiomycetes, Serinales, Debaryomycetaceae. The transcript has a single exon.